Messenger RNA from Pangasianodon hypophthalmus (striped catfish), 3717 nucleotides. It is a transcript of the gene tlcd1, whose product is annotated as TLC domain containing 1. Gene Ontology annotation, biological process: membrane assembly; plasma membrane organization; phospholipid homeostasis. The record is from RefSeq and is a predicted model, not a curated record. The transcript has 4 exons. Bases 553 to 1308 code for a protein of 251 amino acids. Lineage: Eukaryota; Metazoa; Chordata; Actinopteri; Siluriformes; Pangasiidae. Gene Ontology annotation, cellular component: plasma membrane.
CCAGCUGAAUGGUCCAUUCAAUAUGGACCAACAAUAUGAUUUCUGAUGUACUGUAUUCUACCUGUUGUUCUCUCUCUCACUCUCUCUCUCUCUCUCUCUCACACACAUAUAUACAUACAUGUACACACAACAUGACACUUCCUUCUCUCACUCUAUAGGAGUCAGACAAGUUUAGUUGUCAUGUAGGAUCUGAGAAGAAAAAAAAUGGGAGAGGUAUGACCAACAUUUCCUGUUGUAGCAAUCAUGCUAGGUCAUUCUUCCUCAACCAAUCACUGCUCAGCAAACAGAGACUGAGACAAGCACACACCCAUUGUUAAGCCACAGUGUGUGAGUGAGAGAGAAGGCAGAAGAAAAGAGUUGCAGAAGAAUUCCACACACUUCCAAUUUUGUGUAAAACUGCACUUAUUGUCAAAACAGAUCUUCACCCUACGUAGGAAAAUAGGAGACACAAAAAAGGGAAAGCAGCCAUACAUAAGGGAAAGCAGCCAUACGUAAGGGAAAGGCAGCAGAGAGAGUGUGUGAGGCAGGUAAGUAAUAGAGAAGGAGUGGAGGAUGGAUGGCUGGUUGAGGGAGGUACAGCAUCGGCCUGUCCUCUAUGUAUUCUACAGCUCACUGGCCUUCAGGCUGCUCCACACACUGCUGAGGUUUCUGCCCAGACCCCAUGCUGUUAACUGUGAUCCAUGGAAGAGUUAUAAAUGGAAGAAUCUCUCUGUAUCACUCGUCCACUCGCUCCUCACUGGCACCUGGGCAAUUUUCUGUGUUUUUCAGUAUCCAGUGAUGGUGUAUGAGAUCCACUCGUCCUUCACUCCUGUCUCAUAUCUGCUUGUCGUCAUCUCAACAGGGUAUUUCAUCCAGGAUGCUGGAGACAUCAUCUUCAGUGGGUACGCACGAGAAUCAUGGGAGUUUCUGCUUCAUCACGUUAUGGUGAUAUGGACCUUCCUGUACGCUGUUCUUACGAGUCACUAUGUGGCCGGGGCUGUGGUGGCUCUGUUUGUCGAAGUGAACAGUGUAUUUCUGCAUUCACGGCUUUUGCUCAAAAUGGCCGACGUAGCCAAAGAUUCGCUCCUCUACACCAUUAACAAGAUUCUCAAUAUCACAACGUACAUCAGCUUUCGUCUGGGAGCGCAGUUCUACCUGACAUGGUAUAUCCUUGUUAACUACUCUUGGUUGGACCAUGCUGGGUAUUUCCUGGCAUCUAUGAUGCUCAUGAACAUCAUGAUCCUCAUUUAUUUCUACCGUCUGCUGCGAGCAGAUUUCUUCUCAAAGCACAGCCAAUCAAACGGUAUCCGCAAAUUUGCCCAGGACUAAAAUGCCACAGGAGGAUAUUCAGAAUACUGAACAUCAGCUGAAGUCACAAAGAGAAGCUCUGAAUUUCACACUGGAGCCUAGUACAAGGUUUUCUGUCCACACGUCUGUUAUACAAUACUCAACACCCAAAACACAAACUCCACAUGUGAACUUUACACGUUGUGUUUUAUAUAAUUUUUACAUGUGGACUUUUCACAUAUAGUGCAUGUUUUUAUUUUUAUCAUCUUGAUCCUGAACUCAAAUUACUGUUUGAGUGGGUUAUCUCCUGGUUUCCUCCCACAAACAUGCCAGUAUGUGGAUUGGCUAUGCUAAAUUGCCCCUAGGUGUGUGUGUGUGACAGGUGGAAUAAUGUGCAUUACAUACUGUAAUUCAGAUCCAGUAGAGGGAGCUCUAAACUGCUGCGGUAUGCUGAAGGGCACGUCGCUUUUCUUCCACUCAUUAUACACGUGAGCUGAGGAAAGUUGUGUCCGUGCAUCUUUUACACUAAUACCUCCCUUUUCAGGUAUGAGUGCUUUAUAAUGACUGUUCAUGGUGGCAUGUGUUUUAGCUGACGGUGUAUAGAUGUCCAAGAAAACAUUUGCAGUACUUUAUAUUUGUUUAUUACGAAGAAUGAAGUAAAUUACCUGACGCUAGUCAUAUUAGCCUUGUUAUGCUAACCGCGCCCUCGCCUGUGCAGUAGCGGUGCACAUCUCAACAGCCGUUUGGCGGAUGCUGUAACACGGUCAAUGUUAUAGUUACGUUGUCAAAAUGUUUAUUACUGAGUGAAUGUGCCGUUAAUGUUGUAUGUAUUUACCACGAGUUGAGACAUGUCUUAAGCGGGAACAUGCUGAUUUGCAGUGUCUUUUGUGGGUUUCUGUGUUUGUUUAUUUUUAUGUUUUCACAUAAUUACUGGGAUUCACAGUUUAAAACAUUAAUGCCAGUGUUAGUGUUUAUUGACAGAAUGGACAUGUUGUCUUACUGUUGGAUGUACAUUUCUCAUUGUGAUAUUUCAGUACGACUUUCUGAUAUUUCUUGCACUUAAGCAAAGUGGUAUUUGUUGUGCUAUUGGUUCCUAUUGUAUUAGAUUGUUAAUGAAUCACUCAUUAUACACGUGAGCUGAGGAAAGUUGUGUCCGUGCAUCUUUUACACUAAUACCCCCCUUUUCAGGGCUUUUACAUGAAUACAGGAUACCCAGCUGCAGAUCAGCAUCUCGUCCAGGGUGAGUCCCCGGCUCAUGCCCAGUGGAGUCCCUGACCAGGAUAAGCUGCUUGCUGAAGAUGACCGAAUGUGAUCACAUAUUAUUCAUGUUAUGUCACAUAGUUACUUGAAUGCAUCUGUGCAUUUUCAGGGUGUAACAUAGAAAAGUGCUCAUUUUGCUCAAAUUUCACGUUUUUCUACAUGCAAUUACAUGAAAUGUGAUUUGUCUUUACGGUAUAACACAGAUUAACUCUAGAAUGAAACAUUAAGAUUCAUGGUGCUGACCUUUUCUUACAUUUAACUACAUAACCUGAGGUUCACAAACUGAACAGUAAAUAUGCAGUGAAAUGGGUAAUUACAAGCUAAUAAAAUUUAAGAGCUGCUCUGAUGUAAUUCUGACUACAAACACAAAUACAUCUCAAAUACAUGGUAAUGGUCUCCAUGUCCUACUUUUACAAAUAAACCUAACUUUGAUAGUGUUCACUUGAUGGAACUGAGAUGAGAGAUGAAAUACAAGUUUCUAUCAUGUCUAUCUUCUCCUUAGCUUUUAACUAUACAUGUCAGUGUAGGUCCAUUAGAUACAACUGAUAAAUCCAGGAAAAGCGCAUUCUGCAAUCCCUCAUAAAAAUAUUUAUGUAUAAUUUAAUCUAUUUUGGUUUUUGUUUUUUUUUUUAAAAAAGGCAUGAAAUUUAUUUGAUCCCAAAUGAGCUUAGUCAAGCAUUUCAAACUGUUAGAAAUCAAGCUUUUCAAAAUUCAUAUUACAUUCUCAUUUUUGAAAGUGUUGAAUUCUCAAAUCUUAGUGACAGCAGAUAUCCAAUUUGAGACCUAAGAGGUUAGAAAGAUUCUGUGUCUGAUCAGAGAACACAUUAAGUAUCUGCUGCCCUCCAGUGAGGUAAUUAAUGUAUGACACCAUAAAAAAGUGAACUACCAAAAAAGAAAAUUCUACAUUUAUGUGCAAGAUCAAAAACCCCAACAACUUUCAUUAAAUGUAAUAUAGGUAACUUUGCCAUUACAGAGAAGAGUUAAGGUGCACUGAAAAAUGAACAAUUAAAUAAUUUAUUCUAGAUAUUAUGAAUUCAGAUUUGUGUUAGGUAUUAUUUUAAUAAGUACUUAUGUGUAUAAAGGAGGCUGCAUUAAUGAGACAACAAAUUCUAAAUAAAAUUAAGAAACUUCAUUAUUGUUCUUUCCUAACCUGCAAAAACAUUGCACACUUGGAGCACUAACUUCCAUUUU